Molecule: messenger RNA, 618 nt
Organism: Candoia aspera
Lineage: Eukaryota; Metazoa; Chordata; Lepidosauria; Squamata; Candoiidae
Product: olfactory receptor-like protein COR9
Biological process (GO): G protein-coupled receptor signaling pathway
Cellular component (GO): membrane
Molecular function (GO): olfactory receptor activity; odorant binding
Source: RefSeq, a predicted model, not a curated record
AUGUCUUAUGACCGCUAUUUGGCAAUUUGUAGACCUUUGCUUUAUGCUUCUGUUAUGAAUAGGAGAUUCUGUUUCCAGCUUAUGGCUGGGUCAGGGAUAAAUGGUUUGAUAGGUAAUAUUAUUCUAGCAGCUCUUCUGGCUCAGUUGUCCUUCUGUGGGCCUAAUGUCAUAGACCAUUACUUUUGUGACUUACAUCCACUGAUGAAGCUAUCCUGUAGUGACACACAUUUCUUUGAAAUCUUUGCUUUUUGUGGUGGCAUUAUUUUCACAGUUCCUCCAUUCCUGUUGACCAUCAUUUCCUACAUUUCUGUCAUUGCCACCAUCAUCAAGAUCAAGUCCACCAAUGGAAGGCAAAAAGCCUUUUCAACCUGCUCAUCUCAUCUCCUUGUGAUUUCUCUUUUUUAUGGCACAUUACUCAUUGUCUAUGCAUUGCCAGAAAGCCCCUCCCUGAGACAUCUCAAUAAAAUCUUCUCGAUUUUCUAUACAGCCAUGACUCCUUUGGUCAACCCUCUAAUCUAUACCUUAAGAAACAAAGACAUUCACAAAGCCCUAAGGCGGCUUUUUAAUAAAGUAAUCAUUUUUGGUAUGUGUCACUUGAAACUGUCCAUUUCUUUUUAA